Messenger RNA from Electrophorus electricus (electric eel), 2060 nucleotides. It is a transcript of the gene rbbp4, whose product is annotated as retinoblastoma binding protein 4. NCBI's taxonomy places the organism in Eukaryota, Metazoa, Chordata, Actinopteri, Gymnotiformes, Gymnotidae. The record is from RefSeq and is a predicted model, not a curated record. Gene Ontology annotation, molecular function: protein binding.
CGCUUGCUCUUCCUGCUAGAGUUGGCGCGAACGUGCACGCCGGUGCGAGACAAAGAGCAUCCUGCAGCUCUAAAUGUUGGUAGUUUGUGUUUAUUAAUCGGCUGUUGUGUAGUGUUACGCGUGAUUGCCCUCGAGGGAGUCGUCAUGGCUGAUAAAGAAGCUGCUUUCGAUGACGCGGUGGAAGAAAGGGUGAUAAACGAAGAGUACAAAAUAUGGAAGAAAAAUACCCCCUUUUUGUACGACCUAGUGAUGACCCACGCGCUGGAGUGGCCAAGCCUAACUGCACAGUGGUUGCCAGAUGUCACUAGGCCUGAGGGGAAGGAUUAUAGUGUCCAUCGGCUAGUGCUUGGCACCCACACCUCUGAUGAGCAAAAUCACCUGGUCAUUGCUAGUGUUCAGCUGCCUAAUGAUGAUGCCCAGUUUGAUGCUUCACAUUAUGACAGUGAGAAAGGAGAAUUUGGUGGCUUUGGCUCAGUGAGUGGUAAAAUUGAGAUUGAGAUUAAAAUUAACCACGAAGGAGAGGUGAACAGAGCCCGCUACAUGCCUCAGAACCCCUGCAUUAUUGCUACGAAGACUCCCACAAGUGAUGUGCUGGUCUUUGAUUACACUAAGCAUCCAUCCAAACCUGACCCAUCUGGGGAGUGCACUCCAGACUUACGAUUGAGGGGGCAUCAGAAAGAGGGUUACGGCCUGUCUUGGAACCCUAACCUGAGCGGCUGCCUCCUGAGCGCAUCUGAUGAUCAUACAAUCUGUCUCUGGGACAUAAGCACUGUCCCUAAGGAGGGAAAGAUAGUUGAUGCCAAGACCAUUUUCACUGGUCACACUGCUGUGGUAGAAGAUGUUUCCUGGCAUCUUCUGCAUGAAUCCCUCUUUGGAUCUGUGGCUGAUGACCAGAAGCUUAUGAUCUGGGACACACGUUCUAACAACACAUCCAAGCCCAGUCAUGCAGUUGAUGCCCACACUGCAGAGGUCAAUUGUCUAUCUUUUAACCCUUACAGCGAGUUCAUCUUGGCCACUGGCUCUGCUGACAAGACUGUUGCACUGUGGGAUCUUAGGAACCUCAAGCUAAAGCUACACUCAUUUGAGUCACACAAAGACGAAAUCUUCCAGGUCCAAUGGUCACCUCAUAAUGAGACCAUCCUGGCCUCCAGUGGAACAGACAGACGACUCAACGUCUGGGACCUCAGUAAAAUUGGUGAGGAACAAUCACCAGAAGAUGCAGAGGAUGGUCCUCCUGAAUUAUUGUUUAUCCAUGGUGGACACACAGCUAAGAUCUCUGACUUUUCCUGGAACCCCAAUGAGCCAUGGGUAAUCUGUUCAGUGUCUGAGGACAACAUCAUGCAAGUCUGGCAGAUGGCAGAGAACAUCUACAAUGAUGAGGACCCUGAAGGAGCUGCAGAUACCGAGGUCCAGGGAUGAAGAGGAAUAAAGAAGUUUCAUCCUCCAUUACACCUCACUGUCUCAUGACCAUGUUUUUCCCACACAUCUCCUGAAACUGAACUGUCUGUCACAUCACCAGCCAACCACACUUGCUCAAAGUGAGGAAUAAAAAAUUUUUCCUGAAGAAAACAAUUGACUGGAAAAUUUCUUUUAAAAAUAUACAAAAUGUGUAUUUUUGUAAGAUAAAUUGGUUGAUCCUUUUGGUUUUGAUUUAAUAAAAACUAUUUAAUCAAAACAGUGUAAACUUCAUAUAAACCCUUGCUUUUUAAAAUGUUCCCUAUGUUCAAAUUACAUUUUUUUUCCCUGGAAAAAAAAGUUUUAUCCACAGAGGCUAAUGCCUGGGUCCUUUCUUGCCAUGGUUAAAAUGUGGCUCUCAAUAAUAUGUUAGCUGUUAAUAAGUGAUAAAUUUAUUUUUACAUGUUUACAAAAUGCAUCACUUAACUCAUGUGUCCACAGGGAAACUUGUGUGCUCUAUUUUGUACUCUUGGCUAUGGUCUGGUGGUGUCAUCUGUUUAAUGUCUUUAAUAUUGUAAAAUCCUUUUGUCGCUUUUCAGUGUCUUUCUCCUGUUUGUCUAUACUGUUGUACAGAACAUUCAAAAUAAACUUUUUCACUGAACUCA